Messenger RNA from Priceomyces carsonii, 1950 nucleotides. RefSeq lists its product as uncharacterized. Gene Ontology annotation, biological process: protein phosphorylation; meiotic recombination checkpoint signaling. Lineage: Eukaryota; Fungi; Ascomycota; Pichiomycetes; Serinales; Debaryomycetaceae. Gene Ontology annotation, cellular component: cytoplasm; nucleus. Gene Ontology annotation, molecular function: protein serine/threonine kinase activity; ATP binding. The record is from RefSeq and is a predicted model, not a curated record. The transcript has a single exon. The coding region runs from base 1 to 1950 and encodes 649 amino acids.
AUGCCACUAUUCAAAAAGAAGGAGGACGAUGGGCUUCUUACCCCAAAUCUGGUUAGCUCUCGAAAACCUGAUGACACACAAGGCACAGGUAAACUGGGAAAGUGGAAGGCGAUGUUCAAAACCGGCAACAAGAGCCAUCUGGAUAACCUUGUCCCUAGCUUAUCCAGUCUUCAGAUACAAGAAAGGGUACAACAUAAAGGUAAGCGAGUCUCAACAAUCGCAGACUCUGAUUCUGGAGAAAGUUCCUCCGAGAGCGAUUCUGAUGCAGAGACGUAUUCCGAAUCAGACACACUGCUGAAGUCAAUAUCCGAUGAGGAAGAAGAAGAAGAGACAGGGGAGGAUUCGGAACUUGAUUAUUCACAUUUGCAUUACAUAAAAGAGAGAAGCAAACCUUCAGCAUAUUUGCAGUCGCAACUCUCUAAUAUUAUUUCUUAUUGCGGACUUUCAACGAGCACCAGCAAUCUACAUGAAAUAGCAAAUGAAGAGCUGAAAAAAACUUAUUCUUUACUCGAUAAUAAUGUCAAGAUACAUAGACUCUCAUCUUCCACGAAAAAAAACGACCCACGCUUAUUCGAAUCUGUUAUUGGCCAAGAACAGGUUAUACUAAUCGAGAAGCUAAAAGCAAAAUUUUUGACCUUAGUAAAUGCACAGAAUGAUUUGGGGAAGCAGAAAGAGUAUGUUGUAGGGUCUAAGACUCUUUUCGAUAGGUAUGGUGCAGUUAGAGAUGUUAUUGGAAGAGGUGCGUAUGGUUUGAUUAAAGUUGUUGAUCCUCACCCGGAUAAGAAAUCACCACCAUAUUAUGGAAAUGAAAUAUAUGCAGUUAAAGAACUCAUGAAACGGCAGGGAGACGCUAAAAAGGAAGGGCCGAAAGCUUUCAUUGAAAGGGUUCUUUCGGAAUUUAUCAUUUCUUCGACUUUAAACAAUAAACAUAUUGUAAAAAGUGUUGAUUUGAUGAUCAGCUUGGGAUGUCCCACUAAUAACUACAAACUCAGUCAGGUAAUGGAGUGCUCAUCAGGAAGUGAUUUGUUUUCUUAUGCAAACAACGCUAAUGAUAAAUCGGGACACAGAAUCUCCUAUAUUCCUCAAGAAGAUCUUGAUUGCUUCGUGAAGCAAAUUGCCAAAGGAUUGAAAUACAUGCAUAAUCAUGGAGUUGCUCAUUGUGACUUAAAACUCGAAAAUAUUUUAAUAAGUUACCUUCCUCCGGAGCAGGAUCUGACCAGAACGAAGAUUGUUCUUAAGAUUUCUGACUUCGGAAAAUCUAAUGUAUUUCGUACCUCGUGGGACGAGAAGGAAGAACUUUUCCCAUAUGCAGCCGGUCCAAUUGGUUCAGCACCUUAUAUAGCCCCAGAGGAAUAUCGAGGUAGUUUAUCCCAGUAUAAGAAUAUGGGGUAUUCGUUGCAAGCCAAAGAUUGUUGGGCAUUAGGGAUAAUUGCACUCAUACUUUUCAACAUCAGACAUCAUAAAUAUGGAAUCAAAACACACAAUGACGCCAGUCGUACUGAAAAUCCCAAUGAAGAGGAUGACGAUGGACGAGUCCUUGACUCUUAUAGCUCUGGCUAUUUAUGGAAGACGACCGAAUUUAAAUCGAUAGGAAAGGAUAAAGUGGUAAAAUAUAAAGAUAAAGUAUUUGAUGAAUACGUUAGGACUCGCACGAAUUCAGAUUACGACCCUCACACUAAAGAAUGGACCAUUAAAAGAGAGGGAACUUUCAAACCUAUUGAAGAAAUCUUUUUGACUCUUCCACAUGACAAACUCUUAAGGAAGUCUCAUACUUAUAAAAAUACUGAGCAUUUGCAUGGACACUCGGAUGAAAUAUCCAACGAGGACGAAUUGAACGAAUUGAGAAAAUUGUUCAUAUAUAAGUUGUUGGAUACUGUUCCGACUAAAAGGCUUUCAGUCGAUCAAUUUUUGAAGGGAGAUUGGAUGAUUGGAGUUGAUAGUUGUACCUGA